CCUCUCUUCACUCAUUCACACUCCCACACUUUGAAAAAAAAUCCCUGCAACUUUGGUCAUCUUCAUCCUCUAGCUUCAUCCACCAUUAAUGGAGGUUUGAGAAGCUAAUAUUAGGUGUGAAGAGAAGACCUCAAGAUACGGAAAGCUAGAAGUAGAUAGUAACGGCCGUUCGUUGAACGUACGUGAUGUGUAGGAUCAUUGUUUCCCCUACGAGCUCUAAGGGAAAAAACUUGGAUCUGGUUUUGGUAUGAUGUAUAGGUGUGGUCCUUGCAAGGUCAUGGCUCCCAAGUUUGAAGAAAUGUCUGCAAAGUACCUUGAUGUUGUCUUUCUAAAGUUGGAUUGCAACCAAGAAAACAAGCCAUUGGCAAUGGAGCUGGGCGUAAGGGUUGUUCCCACUUUCAAGGUUCUCAAGUAUGGCAAGAUUGUCCAAGAGGUGACCGGAGCCAAGCUAGAUGACUUAGUGGCGGCCAUCGAGUCGGCGCGGUCAAGUUAGAAUUCUUCCCUUGUUUGCAUUGCCCUAUUUUGUGAAUAAUGCAAUCAAUCAAGUGGCAUGGAUAUAAUAAUGUAACAACAAUAAUAUUAAUAAUAUUGUUGUUCUCCUUUUAUGUAUGUAAUUAAUAAUCCAGUAGGAUCCCUUCGUAUAUUUGUGUCCUUUUUAUUUCUUAGUAAUCACAAAUCCCCCGCUUGAAUCUAAGGUCAUAAACCUCUCACUCGUAUAGUUUCUUUUUCCCAAGAUCUUAAAAAUAUCAAGGACACAAAAAUGACGCAAAGUUUGGUAUGAUUCAAUGAAAAUUUGGGGCUUAGUUCACUCGAAAAAAGUUCAAUAACUGAAAAAUAAUGUC
This is a messenger RNA of Cuscuta campestris, 842 nucleotides long. NCBI's taxonomy places the organism in Eukaryota, Viridiplantae, Streptophyta, Magnoliopsida, Solanales, Convolvulaceae. The record is from the annotation of a GenBank genome assembly.